Messenger RNA from Aspergillus candidus, 2586 nucleotides. Its product is annotated as putative phosphatidate cytidylyltransferase. The transcript is spliced from 2 exons. Bases 1 to 2586 code for a protein of 861 amino acids. The record is from RefSeq and is a predicted model, not a curated record. Lineage: Eukaryota; Fungi; Ascomycota; Eurotiomycetes; Eurotiales; Aspergillaceae. Gene Ontology annotation, molecular function: dolichol kinase activity. Gene Ontology annotation, biological process: dolichyl monophosphate biosynthetic process. Gene Ontology annotation, cellular component: endoplasmic reticulum membrane.
AUGGCCUCUUCACAAAGCCAGGAGGAAGAAAGGUCGCGACACUCGCCAGACCCAGGCCUCACCGUUCCAGAUCCCCUCCGACGGUUGUCCCGGUCGCCGCACCCGUACCAUCGCCAGGGCGGCCAGUGCCUGGAUCCCCAGCCGACCGACCGCCGGACAUCCCUCUAUACCUCCAAGACCUCUAGUGAUAGUGGUACAGAGGCCGACGAUGAGAGCACCGGCUUACUUCGGGGCCUACCCGCGCCGCCCCUGCGACCGCGCAAAGGACUCCGCGCGGUCGGCGACUACCCCCACGACUCGUGGCUCCCCGUCCUGACGCGGUCCACCUCGCGGAGCUCGCGGAGCUCGCGUCGGAGCUCCAGCGAGGAGGCGGAAUUGGAGGCCUGCGAGCUGCGAGAAAAGGAGUCCCGAAAACGACGACUGGAGAUUCUACGGAGGUUACUGGAAACCGCCCUGCUGUUGUCGGUGGGGGCGGUGGUGCUGCGCCCGGAGAGCGUGAGGGCUGUGGCUUGGGCGUGGAGGAAAGAGCUCCUGGCGUAUGUGCUUACGGUCGUCGGGCUGUAUGCGGCUUAUCCCCUGAGGCGGGGAGGCCGUCUACGACUGUCUAAACUCUCGAGCUUCGCGAUCCCGUCCAGUUUCGAUCCCGCCCCGCUGCUCUACCCCGUUAUCCUUCCGGUCUACGUGGCGCUCUCCCUGUCGCAUCGGGACCUACCGCUGGUGCUGCCCAAUAUUCUCCUGAGCCUGGCGUCCCUGCCGACGCCCGUCGUGCCGCUGCAUGAGUGGUUCCACGGCGGGAGCGUAGCCCAUUGGAUGGUGACGCUGGCCCCGGUGCUCGUCUCGGAGCAGUGGUCGGCCGACCACACGACUCCCACCCCCCUCUCGCUUCGCGGCCUCAGUGCCGAGCAGUUGACUCUUCUUUUCCCGUUACAUCAAGCGUUGAUACCCACUCUAGAUUUCUUGUUGACGACUAGUGUCCUUCCCGCGGAGCUGCAGCUGCUGACGGCUGCGCUGAUAAAUUUGUUUCUAUACGCCGCCUCCCCGCAGGCGGAGAUCCUCAAGGCCCUCCUGUGGCUGGGCGGCCUGUGUCUGCUGGUCUCGUGUCGCCAGGUGCUCCGCUGGGAGGUGGCCCUGGCCCGGAUCCCCACCUGGAAGUUCCGUCGGGCCCCGAGCGGCGCGCAGUCGCCCAAGGGCCUCCUCAACGCCAUCGACCACAGACUGUGCCAGAGGCUGAGUCGCGCGGGGUCGUCGGAAGACCCCAUGUCGGACAGCGACAGCCUCGAGGGUCGCAAGCUGGUCCCCCGCCGGACCAUGCACGACUACCGCACGAAGACCCGUGCCCCUGAGCCACUGGUGCACAACGGCGUCGCCAACGGAGCGACCCCCAAGCGACCCCGGGUGACGUCGCGCCGCCACACCAUCGCGAGCGUCGACGACGCGCGCGUCCGCACCACCCCCAGCGGCCGACGCAAACGCUCCAUGGCCCCGGGGCUGGCGUCAUUUCUCGCCCUGACGGUGCCGCAGGCGCAGGUGCGUCGAUGGCUCUACGCGCUCUACGCCUACGCCGCGGCGGUCGUCACCAUCAUGGGCCCCGUCCGCCGGUACGUGGGGCAGCGUGCCCUGUCAGGCGCAGAGCCCUUCGGCUGGGCGAUCGGCUACCUGUUCGGGAACAUCUCCGGCGUGCGGUUCUGGACCCUCAUGUGGAAUCUAGACCACUGGGUCGCCCUGCCAGCGCGCCCGGACCUGGACGGCAGCACCUGCGCCCUGGGCUGGGUAGAGCGCCUGCGGCAGACGACCUUCGGCGAGGCCAACACGCGCCUUCUGAUCGCAGCCUACUGCGUGGUCGUCAUCCUCGCCGGCCUCGCCGUAGUGCUGCAGCUCAGCGCGGUGGCGGAAGUCGACACGCGACGCAAGGUCUUCCACGGCAUGAUGGUGCUGAUGUUCCUGCCAACGGUGUACAUCGACCCGGCGUUCUGCGCGCUGGCGCUCGCCCUCGUCCUGACCGUCUUCCUGCUGCUGGACCUGUUCCGCGCGUCGCAGCUCCCGCCCAUCUCCCGGCCGCUGACUUACUUCCUCGCGCCGUACGUCGACGGACGCGACCACCGCGGACCCGUCAUCGUGUCGCACAUCUUCCUCCUGAUCGGGUGCUCGAUCCCGCUCUGGCUCUCGCUGGCCGACCUGCCGCGGACGGGCGAUCUGCCGUGGUCAGGCUGGGAGGUCGUGUCCCGGGACGUCAGCAUGGUCAGUGGGAUCGUGUGCGUGGGGAUGGGCGACGCGGCGGCGUCGCUCGUCGGCCGGCGCAUCGGUCGGCUGAAGUGGUUCUGGGGCGGGGGGAAGUCCCUCGAAGGCAGUCUGGCUUUUGCCGCUGCGGUGACGGUUGGGCUGCUGGCUGCGCGGGCGUGGCUCGCCGUCGGCGACUGGUCUGUCUCCGGAGCGGAGACGUCCACCGUCUGCUGGCCGAUAGCGGUGCUGCAGGCGGUCUUGGCGGCGGGCGGGACGAGCGCGACGGAAGCGAUCCUGACGGGGUGUAACGAUAACGUGGUGGUGCCGAUUGUGCUGUGGCUGUUGGUGCGAGGGUUGGGAUUAUGA